Leishmania mexicana MHOM/GT/2001/U1103 is the source of this 2616-nucleotide messenger RNA. Its product is annotated as minichromosome maintenance (MCM) complex subunit,putative. Gene Ontology annotation, molecular function: ATP hydrolysis activity; ATP binding; single-stranded DNA helicase activity. Bases 1 to 2616 code for a protein of 871 amino acids. Gene Ontology annotation, biological process: double-strand break repair via break-induced replication; DNA strand elongation involved in DNA replication; DNA replication. The transcript has a single exon. Lineage: Eukaryota; Euglenozoa; Kinetoplastea; Trypanosomatida; Trypanosomatidae. Gene Ontology annotation, cellular component: nucleus; MCM complex. The record is from RefSeq and is a predicted model, not a curated record.
AUGCUCACCAACCGCACUCUGACGGAGGAGCAGACGAUUAUUCGGCGGCACUUCACCGACUUCUUUGAGAGUGAGCGCUACGAAGAAAAGUACCAUGCACGCAUCCAGGCGAUGAUCGUCGCUGGCAAGGCGCGCCUACUCCUAGAUAUUGGCGACUUCCUCGACUACGUCCCCAUCAGCGCAGGCGGAGAUGGUGGCGACGGCGUCGGCAAUGGUGGGGCUGGCAGCGAGCUGGGGCUGUCGCUGGGGGCCAGCAUUAUCCGCCAGCCGGGCAAGUACAUUCCGCUUUUGGAGUUAGCGCUUCACGAUGUCGUACUUCGGCAGCAGCCCGAGUACCUGAAAGUCGACUACCGCUCUCGGGUUGUGCACGCUGGCUUUGAGGGCCCGGUUGGUCGCGUUUUGUCGCCACGCGAGCUCUACGCGCGUCACCUGAACACUAUGGUUGCGCUAGAGGGCAUCGUGACACGGCAGUCGACGAACCGGCCGCGCGUUCUGGAGACGGUGCACUACUGCGUCGAGACGAACAAGUUCACAAAGAAGGAGUUCCGCGAUCAGCUGACGCCGAUGAUCGACAGCUCGCAUCUGCCCACGGUGAACGUGAUGCCCAAGACGGACAUCGAGGGCCACGCCCUGCGCACAGAGCUUGGCUUGUGCACCUUCAUGGAUUCGCAAUGUGCGGUACUGCAGGAGGCACCGGAGCGCGCACCGACCGGGCAGCUGCCCCGCAACGUCGAAGUGCGCUUUGAUGACGACCUCGUCGAUGCUGUGAAGCCUGGUGAUCGCGUGCUGCUUGUCGGUGUUUACAUGCCGUACACGACGUUGGACAGCAAGAGCUUCCAGUCCAUCGUGCUGGUGAACCACGUCGUGUCGACUCAGGCCUUCACCUUCCUCUCCCGCCCCAUCCCAUCCGUGGAGGAUCGACUGGCUCGCUUUGCGCAAAAGUGUGUCGAGCAGCUCGGCCCCGGUGGCGUACUGGAGACACUCUCCAAGGCAGUCGCCCCUACCAUCUACGGCAUGACGGCUGCGAAGCAGGCGAUCUUACUGAUGAUGGUUGGCGGUGUGGAGCGCAAGUCACACAACUCGCACGUGCGUGGUGACAUCAACGUCCUCCUCGUCGGUGAGCCGUCGACAGCCAAGUCGCAGCUGCUGCGGUUUGUCCUCGGCAUCGCACCGCUCGCCCUGAGUACGACCGGCAAGGGUUCCUCCGGUGUCGGGCUGACGGCGGCCGUGGCGACGGACAGCUACACGGGCGAGCGGUCGCUGAGCGCUGGGGCGAUGGUGCUGGCGGACCGAGGCAUUCUCUGCAUCGACGAGUUCGAUAAGAUGGGCUCGCAAGACCGGGUAGCGAUGCAUGAAGCGAUGGAGCAGCAGACGGUCACGAUCGCCAAGGCUGGCAUUCACGCAUCGCUGAACGCCCGGUGCAGCGUGUUGGCGGCAGCGAACCCGAUCUACGGCUUCUACAGCGUGCAGCACCGCUUGGCAUUCAACGUCGGCCUGCCUGAGUCUCUGCUCUCCCGUUUUGACUUGACCUUCAUCAUUCUAGAUCAGCAUGCCUCGGACUACAACCGUCGCAUUGGCUACCACAUCCUGCGCAACCACAUGACUGCGGAGGCCGUCCGGUACGACGAGGUCGAGUCACGGACGGUGGUUGACAGCGUCGAGGCCGGCAGCGGACGUGAAAUCAGCGGAGCCGAGCUGGACGGCCGUGAUGGGCGUCGGGGCAGUCGGGCCGUUGACGGGGAGGAUGGUGGCAGUGGUGAAAGCCGUCUUGACUUGCGCAUGACGACGAACAGCACCGGUGAGUCGAUUGUCAGCAUCGACUUUUUGCGAACCUUUCUGCAGAUGGCGAAGCGCGGGUCGCCGCUGCUGACCGAGGUGUCGCGCGAUCUCGUGUGCCAGCACUACGUGCAGCUGCGCGCGGAGCAGCAGGACGGCGGGCGUGACGGGUUUUUCAUCACCCCGCGUACGCUUGACGCGAUUGUGCGUCUGUCCACUGCGCACGCCAAGCUUCGCCUCUCGCCGACGGUGGAGGAGUCGGACGUGACGGCAGCGAUGGCUCUCCUGCGGGCCUCCGUGAACGCCGCGACGACGGCGACGCGACAGCGCAAGGAGGACAAUCAACACUCGCUAUCAGAGGUGGCCGCCCGUGUUGCUGGAGCGGCACUGGCACCUGGUCAGAAGCGUCCAAACGCCGCCAUGGAGGUGGUGGGGGCACGGAACAGCGGGACCGAGGAGUACGCCGACGACAACGCGCCAGGCAGCAGCUCGCGCCAACGACUGUGCAUCGAAAGCGUUCUCGUUGGCGACAGCGGGCGUGGUAGCGGCGAAGCGGCGGCAGCUGUCCCAGAUGCAGCGCCUGCAGUCACUGCUGGCAGCCUCAGUGGCGCCGCAGCUGCUGCGGUCGACAUCAAUCUCAGUCGGCGCGUGAUCGAAGCGCUGAAGCAACUGCAGCGCGAGCAGCGAGCUGGCGUCUCGCUGGAUGAGCUACAUGAGCGCCUAGGUGGGCCCACGAUCUCGGUAGAGUCGCUGAAGCUCUCCGUCAUGCAUCUGCAAGGGGACGCCUUCAUCUUUGAGAGCACCGAAGAUGGCGGCAGCAACACGAUCCAGUUCAUUUAA